Otolemur garnettii (small-eared galago) is the source of this 513-nucleotide messenger RNA. RefSeq names its product oxysterol-binding protein-related protein 9-like. The transcript is spliced from 5 exons. Gene Ontology annotation, biological process: endosome organization; retrograde transport, endosome to Golgi; receptor recycling. The record is from RefSeq and is a predicted model, not a curated record. Bases 52 to 477 code for a protein of 141 amino acids. Gene Ontology annotation, cellular component: trans-Golgi network; early endosome; recycling endosome. NCBI's taxonomy places the organism in Eukaryota, Metazoa, Chordata, Mammalia, Primates, Galagidae.
CAAUAUAGGCGAGUGACGUCAGACCGUUUGUUGUCAUUGGCGGCUCCCAAGAUGGCGUCCAUCAUGGAAGGGCCGCUGAGCAAAUGGACUAACGUGAUGAAGGGCUGGCAGUACCGCUGGUUUGUGCUGGACUAUAAUGCAGGACUUCUCUCCUACUACACGUCCAAGGACAAGAUGAUGAGAGGCUCUCGCAGAGGAUGUGUUAGACUCAGAGGAGCUGUGAUUGGUAUAGACGAUGAGGACGACAGCACCUUCACAAUAACUGUUGAUCAGAAAACCUUCCAUUUCCAGGCUCGUGAUGCUGAUGAGCGAGAGAAAUGGAUCCAUGCCUUAGAAGAGACAAUUCUUCGACAUACUCUCCAGCUUCAAGGUUUGGAUUCAGGAUUUGUUCCUAGUGUUCAGGACUUUGACAAGAAGCUUACAGAGGCUGAUGCUUACCUGCAAAUCUUGAUAGAACAAUUAAAGGUACGGCAUUAGUUUAUAUAUUGAAUCCAUAUAGUGUAGUGAGUAUCA